Messenger RNA from Drosophila busckii, 983 nucleotides. Its product is annotated as trihydrophobin-like. The record is from RefSeq and is a predicted model, not a curated record. The transcript has 3 exons. Bases 200 to 757 code for a protein of 185 amino acids. Lineage: Eukaryota; Metazoa; Arthropoda; Insecta; Diptera; Drosophilidae.
UUUUUAUAUUUGUUUGCUGCAAAUGUAUCUUCAAUUUAUUGUGCUUAGCGUCAUUUUUAGCAUUUAACUGUAAAGAAGAAAAGAAGCAAUUAAAUAUAUAUGUUAUGCAUUUGAAACGCUUGAUUUGGCGCCUGCUAAGUAGAUGAUGACUACUGCUAACAAUUGGCCAAGAGUUUCAGUUUGAUUCCAGCCUCUCAAGAUGCUGAUUUGGAAUUUGGCUCUUAGCUGUUGUCUGCUGAGUGCGCUAUGCAUGCAGCAGGCUCUGGGCGCUAGUAAGAAAGAGAGAAGGCAGGAGAGAGAACUAGGAGGCUCUAGAUUCUGUGGUGCCAGACAACAAUGUGUGCCCGUCAAGUACUGCCAAACUACAUCAGCCACACGAUUCCACUGCGAAAACGAAAACUAUAUUUGCUGUCGCAAGCUGCGGGCUAUGCCACCUAUUCAGAACUCAAUAGAGAACCAAGAAGACAACCAAGCAGGCAACCAAGCAGGCAAAGAAGCAGGCAACCAAGGAGGCAACCAAGCAGGCAACCAAGGAGGCAACCAAGCAGGCAACCAAGCAGGCAACCAAGCAGGCAACCAAGCAGGUAACCAAGGAGGGUAUCCAGGAGGAGGUCUCGGAGGCAACCAAGGAGGGAACCCAAAAGGCCCGUGUGGUUCUUUUGGAUGUCCACCACCAGGUGGUCCUUGUGGUCCUUAUGGAUGUCCACCACCAGGUGGUCCGUGUGGUCCUUAUGGAUGUCCACGUCAAACAGCUUGAUGUGCUAUAAAUAAAUCCACGCCAGACGCCGCCAAAUUGUCAGCCUGUAGGGUGUAAUACUGGAUGAUUUUUGUCUUUCCAAAGAGAAUUCCAUAUGUUUAUUUCUAAACAAAACAGCGCAUUUUGAAGUGCUCAAAUAAAUAUUGAAUUACAGCCAUGAGUGUAUGUGGCAAGUCGGCUAUAUGCCAGCUAUAGGCAAGAAUUAAAAUCGUAAAGCUUAAGCUAA